Papilio xuthus (Asian swallowtail) is the source of this 1453-nucleotide messenger RNA. RefSeq names its product cleavage stimulation factor subunit 1 Cst50 (gene CstF50). Gene Ontology annotation, cellular component: mRNA cleavage stimulating factor complex. Lineage: Eukaryota; Metazoa; Arthropoda; Insecta; Lepidoptera; Papilionidae. Gene Ontology annotation, biological process: mRNA 3'-end processing. The transcript has 11 exons. Gene Ontology annotation, molecular function: protein binding; RNA binding. The record is from RefSeq and is a predicted model, not a curated record. The coding region runs from base 88 to 1389 and encodes 433 amino acids.
GUCAAUGUCAGUCAACGUCAAACUUGGUUAAAGCGGCGUUUUAUUUUGCAAUACAUCGCUUUAAAAAGUUCUAAAUAUUUAAAGAAAAUGAAGGAAAAUAACGGUGAAAUAGACACAAGAAAUGUGGUUAAAAAUAGAGAACUGCUGUAUCGAAUGAUAAUAAGCCAGUUGUAUUCUGAUGGAUUCCAAGCUAUAGCAGCGAACCUCUCAGCAGCCGUACAUGUUGAUUCUCCAUGUCCACCAAGUGAUAGGCUUUUAAAUGUAAUGAUGGUGGGUCUCCAACAUGAGCCUGAUAGGAAGGAUAGACUGGCAGCUUCUAGUGGAGCAGAGCAUCUUCUCGGCACAACUGGCUUUGAUUUGGAAUAUGAAAUGGACGCAUCAUCUCUGGCGCCAGAGCCAGCGACGUAUGAGACAGCGUACGUGACGUCACACAAGAUGGCGUGCCGCGCUGGUGCGUUCAGCGCUUGUGGACAGCUAGUCGCUACCGGUAGUGUGGAUGCUAGUAUUAAGAUUCUGGAUGUGGAAAGGAUGUUGGCUAAGUCCGCUCCCGAGGAAGUGGAUCCUGGCCGAGAGCAACAAGGACAUCCGGUCAUCAGAACACUUUAUGAUCACACAGAUGAAAUCACAGCUCUGGAUUUCCAUCCUCGGGAACAGAUCCUGGUGUCAGCUUCCAGGGAUUGCUGCAUUAAACUCUUUGAUAUUACAAAGGCAUCAGCUAAGAAAGCUUAUAAAUCUAUCACGGAUGCGGAGCAGGUGCUAUGCGUGUCAUUCCAUCCUCUAGGUGAUCAUAUCAUAGCGUCGACAACUCACCCGGUGAUACGUCUGUAUGACGUCACAACCAGCCAAUGCUUCGUCUGCCCUAUACCCUCGCAUCAUCAUAAGAAGCAGGUGAAUUCUAUCAAGUUUUCUCCCAACGGCAAAUACUUCGCCAGCGGCAGCGCUGACGGAACAGUGAAGCUGUGGGACACCGUCUCUAACAGGUGCUUCAACACAUUCCUUGCGGCGCACGACGGCUCUGAGGUCUGCUCCGUCGCGUUCACCAGGAACAGCAAGUAUCUGCUGACGGCUGGUCUAGACUCCUCCAUCAAGCUGUGGGAGCUGGCCAGCAGCAGGUGUCUCAUACAAUACACCGGGGCCGGCACCACCGGUAAACAGGAACAUCACGCACAAGCAAUAUUGAACCACACAGAAGACUACGUAAUGUUUCCUGACGAGGCGACCACCUCACUCUGCACAUGGCACUCGCGCUCAGCCAACAGGUGUAACCUUAUGUCACUCGGACAUAAUGGUGCUGUCAGGUAUAUAGUACAUUCUGGAACUGCGCCUGCGUUCCUAACUUGCAGUGAUGACUACAGGGCAAGAUUUUGGUACAGAAGAAAUACGCAUUAAUUUCUAUUAGAAAUAAAAAUAAAAAUAAUAAACUUAUUUUUGUCGAAAUAAAGAUUUGAAUUAU